CGCCUGUAGGCUGCAAUAAAAACCUCUGGGCAUCAUUUCGCCGCCAGAGGACGCUUGUGAUUGAAUCCUGUCGAGAGUUUGACGCUGUCCAUAUCGCGCAUUCCAGUCGGCCGUCGCCCAUGGGCCCCCCGCCGGCCGCAGCGGACCGCUAAUGGCAGGGACCCCUCCGAAAUGAAUGAUGCAAGAGAUUCCAAACCCGCGGCUUGCCCGCCUGCAUUUGUCACCAACACAGGUACCUAACAGGACCCUGCGCUUCACUUGAGCCGCCGCUGCAACUUGCGACUGUGCACUCCUAGGUAUUUCAAGCAGUACACAAACACCCCCAUGCGAUUCUCGCCGCUGCUGUCCAAGGUCCUGUUCACCUUUUCCAACUUCACCCGCCUGCGGACCCCGCAUCUCGUCCAUCAGGCCCAUCUUGCCCGGCUGCGCCCCGUGCCCUUGAGGUCCAUGUCCGGCAUCCCGUUCCUGGGCGCUCUGUUUGGAUCCUCGUCUUCCAGCUCGUCCAAGAUGUCCUACCCCGACCAGCGUUCCGACGACGAGUGGCGGGCGGUGCUUAACAAAGAGCAAUUCCGCAUCCUCCGCGAAAAGGCCACCGAGCCGCCCGGGUCGGGCAAGUUCGACAAGCACUACCCGGAGGAGGGCGUCUACACGUGCGCGGGGUGCCAGGCGCCGCUGUACAAGGCCAAGCAAAAGUUCUCGUCGGGCUGCGGCUGGCCGGCGUACUUUGACAGCAUCCCCGGGGCGGUGACGCGGCACGAGGACAAGGCGUUUGGCAUGACGCGGACCGAGAUUGUGUGCUCCAACUGCGGCGGCCACCUGGGCCAUGUGUUCAAGGGCGAGGGCUUCCCGACGCCGACGGACGAGCGGCACUGUGUCAACAGCGUGAGCCUCAGCUUUUCGCCCGACGACAAGGCCAAGGAGAGCAAGGCCUAGGCGUGCGGUGGUGAGUGGACGUCGUCGUGUGUGUUGCGUAGGAUGGGCUGGAUGCGGGUAAAUGUCAUGUUGCAAGGCGUCACGAGCUGGGGUGUGUGUGUGUGUGUUUGGCGGCGGGCGGGGCGGUCAACGGGCAGCGGAUGGUGUAGGAGUUGGGAGCAGAGUCGGCGACAGUUAGGUCACUGAGUUUGAGAUGAAUAUACGCAUACUG
Molecule: messenger RNA, 1144 nt
Organism: Purpureocillium takamizusanense
Lineage: Eukaryota; Fungi; Ascomycota; Sordariomycetes; Hypocreales; Ophiocordycipitaceae
Product: Peptide-methionine (R)-S-oxide reductase
Exons: 2
Coding region: 325-933 (202 amino acids)
Biological process (GO): protein repair; response to oxidative stress
Molecular function (GO): peptide-methionine (R)-S-oxide reductase activity
Source: RefSeq, a predicted model, not a curated record